Messenger RNA from Sphaerulina musiva SO2202, 529 nucleotides. RefSeq lists its product as uncharacterized. NCBI's taxonomy places the organism in Eukaryota, Fungi, Ascomycota, Dothideomycetes, Mycosphaerellales, Mycosphaerellaceae. The coding region runs from base 149 to 382 and encodes 77 amino acids. The record is from RefSeq and is a predicted model, not a curated record. The transcript has a single exon.
GUCCACGUUGCACACCGCGAAUCUCGCGAGCGGUGGACGUGGUUGGCCAAUCGCGACGGGGUAUAUCGGGUAGUAGCAGAUUCAUGCGACUGCUCAAGUCCCUAGAUGGGAAGCUGUCCCGGCCGGACUACAAACGAGAAGUGCCGAAAUGCUACUUACGAGAACUUCCUUGAGAUACGUCACUGCCUCUCGCAACGGAAGACAUUCUACGAAGAUGUACAUAUGGGGAGGUACCUCUUACGGUAUAUCAUCAUCGUGCUCAUCAUGGCCGUCGACGCCUCCGCCGCUAGCAUUAGUAAUUUGCGUGUCUCGUGAUGGGAGCAUCGGGGAACAGCAAGAGGGUACCUACGAAGGGGUGGUGGGUACAGUACAGUACAUGUAGUCAGUAGUCAGUAGUAGUCAGUAGUAGUCAGUAGUCAGUAGGCAGGCAGACAGACAGGCAGACAGGCACCUAUGUGGUUCACCGUGGGCAGCGUGUUCCGUGAAGAAGCGGUGAUCGGCGAAGAGUAAGGUAGAGAGGCAAUUCCGG